Messenger RNA from Belonocnema kinseyi, 1942 nucleotides. Its product is annotated as UPF0472 protein C16orf72 homolog. The record is from RefSeq and is a predicted model, not a curated record. The transcript is spliced from 5 exons. Bases 237 to 929 code for a protein of 230 amino acids. NCBI's taxonomy places the organism in Eukaryota, Metazoa, Arthropoda, Insecta, Hymenoptera, Cynipidae.
AAGGGAAGUGGGAACAGGGAAUGGAAUGGGAAUGAAACGUACGUGUAGUGUGGCUGUGUUGUCGACUUGUCGUCCUCGCGUUGCCCUCGCGUGUCGCGACUGAUCCUCGUUAAAAAAAAGGAAUAAACGAUUAAAACCUUGACUAAGAUUAUUUUGAUUGAUCGUGUGGUGCAUUUGUGAAAAGGUGUGAACCCGAAAAUCGUUUUUUCUCGCGAGUGCGAGUGAGGCGUGCCACCAUGAGCGACGAUUGGGAUGAUUGGGAGCAGCAAUGCGUCGCCUCGAUCGAGGCCGAGCCCGACUUCGAACAGCAACAUUACAACAGCAAGGAACACUACACGCACCAAAUCUGGUCUGGGUUUCACUCGACAGCCUCAGCCAUCGCCCAGCUCUACAAAGAUCGCACUCAGGGUGCAUCCCUUUGGCUGCCCUUUCAGACGGCUGCGGGUACGGUUACCUCGUUGUACAAAGAUUCAGUGGAAGGUAUAAAGAGAUGCGGUGAUUUAGGGAUUGAAACGGGGAAGCAAAAACGUAGUAAAGAAAUAAUGAACUGGGCAAGGAAAAAAAGGCGUAUGAUCCGCAGGGAAGACUUGUUGGCAUACCUAGCUGGGAAACCACCUCCGCCAAGGCCACACUCUCACAGAAGUUCUCCAAAACCACGAAUGAUGGUUUGUGGUUCACCUCCUUCUCAAAGUCCAACGGCAAGUAUGGUUGUUUCGCCAACACCUCCACCAGGAAGUGAGCCAGAUCCUGAAUUACACACUUUUAGAGAAGCUAUUGCUCUCGCUGGCUCGCCAAUGGCUCGACGAAUGGGACGACAAUCGGAGCUUUCUGCCUUCAUCAGUAGCGAGUUUGCCCGACAUCACAAACGACCGGCUUCUCACGAUGUCGACAUGGGCUCACCAACACACAAACGAUCGCGUUUCAUGUAACGGUGCGCGAAAUGUAAAGUAGCCCACACACACACACAAACACCUUAUGUUUCCUACUGAUUAUUAGUUAAACAAUUAAUUGCUAACGAUCCAGCCGCGCAACAUGAUUCCCGAGGAGAGUGUUGUUGUUGUUGUUGUUGUUGUUGCUGUGCAAUCAUUCUGCGAGGGUGGAUUAUUUACCAUCCUGAUAACUUACCAAAAGAGCAUGUUCGUCGCCCCUCUAAACCCCCUCCCCCCACCAUCUCAACCCUCCUUUUUUUAGAGUAAUUUCCGCGUCUGUCGCUUCUCAGCAACAUCACCAAAGAAACCCGAAAGCGCUCCAAUUGGCGACGCUCAUCUCCCUGACUAGCGACGCUCAUCGCCACGGCUAGCGACGCUCAUCUUUCCAACUAGCGACGCUCAUCUUCAAAACUAGCGACGCUCAUCCCCAUCUCCCUCGCAUUUUACUCUGCUUCCAAAAAAAGUUUUGCAGAAAUCCACUUUCUCGAUAAAAAUUUUUGCCUUAUCAACGACUUUUUCAGACGAUUCGAAAUAAAUGUGGGUGGGAAUUUUUAUGAUUGAGAGAGGAAGUUUUUAAAAGCAGUGAGCGAGGUAGGGUUGAUGAAUUUCCAGCGUUUUUCUAGACGAGCAACGACUUGGCACUUAAAAGUUAUGGCAUAUGUCCUCACUACAGACACAGUCUUUCUCCCGAUUCGAGAGUUAGGUGUAUAUUUUGUAGCUAUUUUACUAUCCAGGUAGUAUAUAUCGCGAGAGAUGAUGAUGAUGAUGAUGCCGCACGUGUACGAAAGUACCUCUUUGUGAAGAAAAAUCUUUCGUAAUCUAAAUAAUUGUUGUUUUUUUUUUUUUGCUUAUUAUAACAUUGUUAUAUUACGUGAUUCUAGGUAAAUUGAAUAUUUCGAAAUCUUUACGAUUAAAAGGUCUCUUUUUUUAUAAUUAUAUAAGGUUUCUCUUGUUGUCCAAAGGUACAUACAUAGAGUUGAGGGAAAAUGUCGUAGGCAUACACGAAAUUGACG